This is a messenger RNA of Penicillium brevicompactum, 1698 nucleotides long. RefSeq lists its product as uncharacterized. The transcript is spliced from 4 exons. Gene Ontology annotation, cellular component: membrane; endoplasmic reticulum. Gene Ontology annotation, molecular function: long-chain fatty acid-CoA ligase activity. The record is from RefSeq and is a predicted model, not a curated record. The coding region runs from base 1 to 1698 and encodes 565 amino acids. NCBI's taxonomy places the organism in Eukaryota, Fungi, Ascomycota, Eurotiomycetes, Eurotiales, Aspergillaceae.
AUGGCUGACACUUCCAUAGUAGCAAAGCUGGACAACCUGGUGGCUGAUGUUCUGGCUGACUGGAACGUCUACACCACCUUGUUUGCCGGAAUUGUUCUUGUCUUUGCUGUAUACUCGGUUGCCUCAUCUCAGGACCCAGAUGUCCAUCCAUUUCUACUCGCCCGUCAAUCAACUGCCGCGCCCAUCCGCCAGCCAGGUGAAUCUGCUGUCUACAGGUGUUUGGAAACCCCACACGGGCUACCGCUUCGGUUUGGGUUGAAUGUCAAAGACCCCGGUGCCCCGAAAUGGACUGGCGGUCGACGUGGAGACCUACGGGAUGUCUGGAAGACAGCUGUUCGUGGCGCGUUGAACCAAGAUGGCACAAUGUCCGGAAAGCAGGGCAAGAUCUACACUGUGCUAGGUAAAAAGGCCAUCGAACACUCUCUGGGCCAAGUCACCCAAGAAAUCAACGUCAUCGGUCACCAUCUUCAAAACGCUGGUGUCAAGACCGUCGCUGUUUGCCUCACUGACUCUAUUGAACUGUUGGCUGCUAUAUUUGCCGGCGCUUUCUACGGAUACAAAACUGUCCUCAUCCCCCACAAUCUUCCAGCAGAUAUCCUGUCAGCGCAUUUGAAGCACGCCGAAGCUGAUGUUCUGAUCGCUGAAGCUGGAUCAAUGGACCUUGCCGCUGUGACCAAGGAUACCACGCAGCUCUCACUUGUUCUCUGGGUUGCUAAGUAUGGCAACCGACACAUGGAUUGGAAUGGAGUCCCAGAGAACGUCGAGGGUACCUUGAAGGUUGCCGUCUGGCAUGAAUUGGUCGAAGAAUUCAAGGAUCUUGCUAGCUACGACGUCCCUGAAUAUGAUCCCAAGACAGAGACCCCUGCUGUCAACACCGUCUGGCCAUCUUCUUCCCAAUCCGGUCAAUUCAUCGACUUCAAGCCAGAGAACUUCGUCUCUGCCAUUGGAGCACUCAUUUCCACGCUUCCUCGCACUCAGCGUUUCACUUCGUCCGACCUUGUUCUCUCCAUUGACUCUCUCUCACGAUCAUACCCGCUUCUCACCACUAUGGCAGCAUUGUUCUCCAAUGCUUCCAUUGCCCUCAACUCGGUUGCUGGCGAGAAUGUCGACUUUGCUUUGGCUACAGCCGGUGUUUCCACCACUGUCAUCGUUGCCUCAUCGCAAACCAUAUCCGAAUAUCAUGAUCAAAUUAUGCGUCCGCACACCGGUCUCAUCUCAUCGAUUGGACGCUGGGUCCAGGCGCGAACCCUGGAGUCGGGUAACAUGCCGACUCGCAACUUCUUCAGUCAGUUGGCUCGUAUCGGUCCUACUGCAGAGCUUUCGCUUGAAAACCUCCGUCUGCUUUGUAUCUCCCACCGCAUCGAUGGUAACCCAGAGGCCCACCUGACCUCUGAGCAAUUGACCGAACUCAGAAUCUUCACUGGAGCUCGUGUCGUGUAUGCUUUAACUGGCCCUGGUGUUGCCGGUGCCAUUGCGCAGACCAAUGCAUUUGAUUACAGGACCCUUACCGGGCCCAGUCACUUUGGCGCUCCACUGAGCAGCACUGAGUUCAAUUUGAUCAACGUUCCUGAAGGCUCUCCCGACGGCGUCGAGCAAGGACAGCUCAGCGUUUCCGGUCCCGCUGUUGUUGGGGGUACCACGACUCUGCCAGGCCGAGCCCGCCUCAGCAAAGACAAUACUCUGGAGCUGUGUUCAUAG